AUGCUGGAGCUGAGACUGGAACACAGGACCCCGACCAUCACCUCCACCACCUCCGGACAUGUCAAUUUGCCUUCAAGUCGGCCACUGUCCUGCAUCACCACCCCAGCUUCCAGGAAAAUACUGAGCCACACAAGGCACCAAACUGCCUCCUUUGUCUUUCAGCUCCGGCCAAGGACCCCAGCCUCUCUUUCUGGAGCACUCAGCUUUGACUUGGGUCCCAUAUCCAGCUCUGUCCUGACUUGCGGGUCCACUUUAGAAAAGUCAGGAGACUCCUGGGGAAAUAAGGCAAUGGCCUCCUCCAGUCUCAUUGCUCCGUGGCCACCAGAGACCCUGGGAUCCACUUAACACCGCAACAUAUCCUCACCAUGCCAGAGACUGGGCGGUUGGCCGGGAGCAGCCUUUGCAAUCCCAGAGCUGACAUUCCACAGCGCUGUGCACCAAAGCAAGGCCUGUUAGUGAUAUUUAAAAGCAUCUCUCUCUCUUGACAUCAGAAUCAAUCUUCUGGGAAGAUCCCCCUCAUCUCCACCUUCCCUAAUACAACUGAACAGAGUUCAAGCAAGACACAGUUGGCAAGUUAUCCACUUCCCACCUUGCUUUCUUGGCCAGGAAGAUGGGGAUGCUAAGAGGGCAUGUGCCACAGGACAGUUUUAGAUAAUACAUGAGGAUGUCAGUGUAGAGCCCAAUAGCACAAGGCACGGCCUUUCACAUCAACUGGCAUUUACUGAGCACUGGUAUGUCAGUUCCUUUUCCACAGAAUACUCACAGAAAACAUAUGUGCACACAUGCUGCCAUAACCAAUGA
This is a messenger RNA of Herpailurus yagouaroundi (jaguarundi), 801 nucleotides long. It is a transcript of the gene SPATA12, whose product is annotated as spermatogenesis associated 12. NCBI's taxonomy places the organism in Eukaryota, Metazoa, Chordata, Mammalia, Carnivora, Felidae. The record is from RefSeq and is a predicted model, not a curated record.